AGUGUUUCCUUGGACUGUGUAUAUUAUAAAUCAAACUGACCGCCCACCUUGAUGGCUCGGCUUCUUAUACGAUCCUGACUUCUCUCAAACUAUCAUAAACUACCUCCUACGAAGCCUCUUCCUUGACGCCUGCAGACUCGUUCACUUGAUCAACCUCGAACUGCUCAAAUCACAGCUAAACAGACAAACACCUUGAACAUACCUCAGUCAAGAUGAAGGAAGCCAUCGUAGCAGCCGGGCCCAAGGUCCAAAUCAUCGACUCUCCCAUCCCCGAGCCCAACGAUGACCAGGUCCUCAUCCGCGUCAUCGUCAGCGGCUGCAACCCCAAAGACUGGAAGCUCCCCGAAUGGAUGCCCGACAAGCCUCCCCUCAACCAAGGCGACGACAUCGCCGGCAUCGUCGAAAAAGUCGGCUCGCGCGUAUGGGAGUUCAAACCGGGCGACCGCGUCGCCGCCUUCCACGAGAUGUUCUCCCCCCACGGCAGCUUCGCCGAGUACGCCGUGGCAUGGCAACACACCACCUUCCACAUCCCUCAAGAAACCAGCUUCGAGGAGGCCGCCGCUCUGCCGCUAGCCGCCAUGACCGCCGCCCUGGGGCUCUUCUCCCGCUUGGGCUUGCCGGAGCCGUGGACUAAGGCCGUUCCCGAUGAGGAGCGCGAAAACACCCCGCUGGUUAUUUAUGGUGCGUCGUCGGCUGUCGGGUAUUACGCCCUGCAGCUGGCGAAGAAGAGUAACAUCCACCCUUUGAUCUGCAUCGCUGGGCGCGCGGGUAGCGAGAGGAUCGCUCCGCUUCUGGACCAGUCAAAGGGCGAUGUGCUGAUUGAUUACCGCGAGGGCGAAAAGGCGGUUGUCGAGGGCAUCAAGAAGGCGUUGAACGGCAGGCCGUUGCUGCAUGCGUUUGAUGCGGUGUCGGAGAAGGGAACGCCUGAGCACUUGGCGCAGGUGCUUAGCCAGCCGGUGAAGAAGGGGGAUAAGGAGGUGAGGGCUAAGGUGACUUUUGUCCUGUUUGACAAGAUGGGCGUGCCUGAUUAUGUGGAUCAGAGUACUACUAAUGUUGGGAGCGUGCAUCGGGAUGAGAAGGACUUCGGGUAUGUCUGGUAUCGCUAUAUGGCGAGGGGACUGCAGGAGGGCUGGUUUAAGGCCCAAAGGACGGAGGUGCUGCCCGGAGGCUUGGCGGGCGUGCAAGAGGGAUUGGAGAGGUUGAGGGAUGGAAAGGCGAGUGCGGUGAAGUAUGUUUAUCGGAUUAAGGAGACGGAAGGCGUGGAGAGGAGCGAUGAGUGAUUGCGG
This is a messenger RNA of Neurospora tetraspora, 1286 nucleotides long. Its product is annotated as chaperonin 10-like protein. The coding region runs from base 213 to 1280 and encodes 355 amino acids. The transcript has 2 exons. Gene Ontology annotation, molecular function: oxidoreductase activity, acting on NAD(P)H. Lineage: Eukaryota; Fungi; Ascomycota; Sordariomycetes; Sordariales; Sordariaceae. The record is from RefSeq and is a predicted model, not a curated record.